Aspergillus versicolor CBS 583.65 is the source of this 1019-nucleotide messenger RNA. RefSeq lists its product as uncharacterized. The transcript is spliced from 2 exons. Bases 1 to 738 code for a protein of 245 amino acids. The record is from RefSeq and is a predicted model, not a curated record. NCBI's taxonomy places the organism in Eukaryota, Fungi, Ascomycota, Eurotiomycetes, Eurotiales, Aspergillaceae.
AUGGGGCAUCAUAUCCACUCGGGUCUGGCGAGAGCCCACUCUAUGGAAUUGCUCGAUCUUUGGGUCACAUCCACCCGCAGGAGCAGAGAAACUCUGGAAAUUUCACGGCGAGGACGGUCGUCAGGUCUGGAUGUAUAUAAAGCAGUCCUUGAUCCUCUCAGCCUCCCCCUUCUGGACAAGCUCCCCAUCCUCUCCAACCUGGGCGAGCUUCUCAGCGGCCUGCCCGUCGUCAGCAACGCUGGUGACCUCAACAACGCUCUCGGUGGCAAGCUUGGCGACCUCGGCAGCGACAGCAGCCUGCCUCUGGAUGGGCUUCUCGGUGGUUUGACAGGCUCUGGAGCUUCCACUCCUUCCACUCCUGCUCCCUCCGUCGGUGGCGGCAAGCUCCUCCAGGACCUCGCCCCCGAGCUUAACGAUAUCCUCGUUAUCACCGGCCCCAACGCAAAGAGCCUCCUUCUCCAGCUCUCUCCUGAAGUUACUGCCCUUGUCUCCGGCCUCGGCCUCCCUGGUCUCGGUGUUCCUCUCGGUGGCGUCGUUGCCUCUGCCUCUUCCGUUGGUGACCUCGUCACUGCCCUUGGCCCUCAGGUCGAGGGUCUCGUUACCGUUGUUGCCCAGGGUGUUGGUGCUCUCUUGAUCCAGCUUUCUCCUGAGGUUGCUGCUCUUGUCUCCGGCCUUGGACUCCCUACUGUUGGUGUUCCCGUCGGUACUGUUCUUGCCACCGUUGGAACCAACCUGUAAAUAUGAGCUAUCUUCAACAGUUUAUUAUACCGAGUCCUACGAGAUGAUAGACGGUUAUUGUCUAUAAUGAUUGGGAGGAAGUCAAGAUACUAUUCAAUAUUUUAUCUUAAUUGUGUACGGAGGGUUUUGGUGCACUUUUUAUCUAAUAUAUAAGGUUAUACAUAGACUUCAUGUAUAUAUCUCUAUACCAUUCUUUGUGUACAUCACCGUCUCUGUCCGCGGUAUAGGAAUACUUACUGCUGGGAGGAAAAUAUAAUAUUAUUAAUAUAAUAUAUCCCCUG